CCGCUGUGGCAGAGGAGGAGGAGGAGGAGGCCGAGGGGUUUUGGCGUUUAGUCGGUUUGCAUUUCGUGCUUCAGGACAUUCUGCUGCUCGUCUGCUCUUCCGCCGUCGUCGUCGUCGUCGUGGUGUUUCAUGUCGUUGAGGUGUUUGAUCGUUCGUCCGCCUCGCCUGUUCGUCGUCGUCGUCAUCGUCGCAGGUCGCAAUCGAUCGUCGAGGAGGGGAGGAUCGAGGGCGUGAAGGAGGGAUUUACGGGGCCGUUUCGCUGUUUCGGGCUUAGGGCGCUGGUGUGAGCGAUGGCUGGCAUCCGCGAUCCGCUGUGCGAAGACCCUCCUCCGUCGCGAUUCGAUCCGGAUGAGCUUGACUUCCUUGCUCCGAUUCCCGAUGCUGCUCGUACGCCACCUCGUGUCGAGUGGGAACCGUUAGCUGAAGCGCACUUGAAGUCUGGCAAACUUCAUCCCGAGUUUCUUAUCGUGGCUCUGUCUACAGUUGCAACCAACAUUAUACAUCAUCUUCCUGACAAGAACCUGCUCGGUAAAAUUCUUCUGCCGGGAAACUCUUCGGUGAAGAAAGAGGGCGAACGAAGUAUUCUGGAUAAAACUGCUUGCAUUUACACUUGCAAAUCCUGCACAUCGGUAGUAAUCGUUUCUGUCCAGUACCACGUUCCAGAAGAGGGAGCAAAUAUGUGGACCAAGACUCUUUUCCAAAACAUUCAGCCCGAGAGAGUGCUCAUAGUUGCUCUUACACCCAUUCAUCACUUCAGAGGAAAACUGUCUAGCGAUGACCCGUCGUUCUUUCUAUUAGAAACAGACCAACAAAAGCGGGAGGAGAAGGCAGAUUUAAUAUAUUCAAAGAGGGAGGAAGCAGAGGAAACUAAGCUUGUAGCUCCUUAUUAUCCCUCCGGAAGCUUGGUGGAUGGUCUACCUGCAGCCCUUCUUACUCACUGUCAACUUCGUGGUUUGAGAGGACGUUUACUCGUUACUUGGCCAGCCGAGGACAGUCGCAUGGCGCAAAUGCUGGCUGCGACACUUACCAACGUGUUGAGGCUUAUCCCACAAGGUUCAAACUUUAAGUUCUUAGAAGCAGUUAAGAUUUUGAUUGGCAAGAAGCAUCUAGCCGCCAACAAUCUUUACAUGUGAGUAGCGAAAUAAUCCAAUGUCAUCUCGUCGUGGAUGAAGUUGAUGUUACUGAACUUGUCAGGUUCUUCUUCAGCUGAAGCUCAUGCCAGCACUUCACCAUUAUCCUAGAACAUGGAGGCGUAGUUGUUGGCGGCUUCAAAGAGAGUACUUUGAUUUUUAAAACUGGAUGUGCUGAUCUUUCGCACCCCAAAAUUUCAAGUUAACGAAUGGAUUAGUUGCUCCCUGUUCUCGCUAUGCGAGUAUACCUUGAUAGACGCGUUAGAGAUAUUCAGUCUUAUAUAGUAGUGAGAAGGUCAAUCCUCGACUUAGAAGGGCUUAAAGAUCGUAGCAGGUGUUAAGGUCCACCAAGUCUGAGGGGAACGAAGAUAGAUGUUUUGGUUAAAUGAAACUAAAACUCUAGAAGAUUUUGUACUAUACUAUUUUGGAAUUGACCAGCACGUUACGGCAAGGCAGUCAUGACGAAGGCCUUGAGAUCAUCCGAGUGAAAAUUUUUGGUUAUUCAUGGAUAUUUUUCUGAUGCAGUCUACAGACUGUAGAAGGGUUUUGAAAAACAGUCCUAC
Marchantia polymorpha subsp. ruderalis is the source of this 1693-nucleotide messenger RNA. The record is from the annotation of a GenBank genome assembly. NCBI's taxonomy places the organism in Eukaryota, Viridiplantae, Streptophyta, Marchantiopsida, Marchantiales, Marchantiaceae.